AUGUCUUCGGAUCCUGCUGCCAACCUCAGCGCCCUGCUGCAUGCAGCUUCCAUUGAAGACCACGAAGAAGUCCUCAAGGCCGCUAAUGCUUCUUUGAAAGCCUCCAAGACGAACAUCGUUGCCCAACGUACCCGCGUUGUUGCCCUCCUUAAGCUCGACCGCUUCGACGACGCCCUCCGUGCGAUUGCCGAUGGCGGCGCCAAACUCGAGGACGCCAGCCUUUUGGAAAAGGCCUAUGCGCUUUACAAGAUGGGUAAGCUGAGAGAGGCUCGCGAGGUUGCCAACUCCAAGCCCCAGCGGAGUUUCCGCCAUCUUGUCGCCCAGGUGGCCUACCGCGCCGAAGAUUUCAAGGAGGCGCUCGAGGCCUACAGCAGUCUGAUGGAGGACCAACAAGGAGAGGAGAGCGAUCUCAAGAUCAAUCAGUUGGCUUCCGCCGCUCAGCUGGAUUGGAAGUUUCCCAACAACCUCGAAGGCGAUGACUCACCCAUUCCGACUGUCGAAGACGCCGACACCUUUGAGCUUGCCUACAACAUUGCCUGUGGCAUGAUUGCUCGCGGCGAGCUGUCCAAGGCUACGGAACUGCUCCAGACAGCCCUGCGGCUCUGCGACGAAUCCGAAGAGCUCUCCGAGGAUGACAAGAAAGCCGAGAUGACUCCCAUCAUGGUCCAGCAGGUAUAUGUCUACACUAGAUUAGGCAAGGCCGAGGAAGCUCUCGCGAUCCAGAAGCGCCUAUCCAUUUCAGAUGAUUCGGAUGCCGAGUCUCGACUGAUUGCGCUGAAUAACAUAUCGGCUCUCACGACUGAGGUGGACAACCCGUAUCUUGCUCAGCGCAAGUUCGACACCUCAGCAACCCUUAGCAAACAGGCGAAACUAUUCAAGUACCAAGAAAGCCAGUUGGAGCGGAACAAGUACGUUCUUGGCCUGCAAGCUCAAAAAUUUGACGGUGUGUACGAGAAGUCGUCAAAAGCACUUGCGGAGGCCUCGCCAACGGUGUCUGUCGACACCAACAGCCUUUCAGCCAUCAAUGCCACGGCCUAUGCCCUCCGUCGUUCCAAAACAGUUGAUGUGAAAGAGGUUCUCACCUUGAUCGAGAAGCGCCCCACGGAUGUCGGCCUACUCCUCACAAUAACACAGCUCUACCUCGCAGCAAACAACCCCGGUGCCGCGCUAUCCAUCCUUGAGCGCUUCUUGCAGAACCUGGAGAAACAGGGCCCAUCAGAACUGCGCUUUUCUCCGGGACUGGUCGCCUUGACUGUCUCUCUUUACAGACAGCAGGGCCGUCACGGCAGCAUAAGAUCGGAGUUGGCAAAGGCAUCGUCAUUCUGGGAGAAGCGCGACGGCCGCCACGUCGAUUCCCUCCUACGCGGCGCCGGUUCGGAACUCCUCAAGUCAUCUGAACCCACCGACCUAGCUGCCGCCGGCGCUGCGUUUGAGAAGCUCUGCCAAAAGCCCAGCGCGGAUCAAGUUGCCGCCGCUGGCCUCGUGGCAUCCUUCGCCACGUCGGACAGAGCAAAGGUCACCCCCCACCUCGCUGGCCUGCCCCACAUCGACGACCUCCUCCAAGGCGUCAAUGUCGACCAGCUAGUCAGCGGCGGCGUCACCACCAUCGAGACUCCGGCCAGCCAGGCCAAGAAGCGCCGACUUGACCAGCCCGCCGAUACAGGCAACAAGAAGAAGAGGAGAAGAAAGCUGCCCAAGGACUACGUCGAGGGCAAGAGGAUGGAUCCGGAGCGCUGGUUGCCCCUCCGCGACCGAUCCUACUACCGGCCCAAGGGUAAGAAGGGCAAGAAGAAGGCUCAGGAGGCCACCCAAGGUGGCUUCGUCAAGGAGGAAGAGACUUUGGAGUUGGCGGGUGGCGCGGGAUCUGUCAAAGUCGAAAAGGCACCGACGACAACAUCGAAUAAGAAGAAGAAGAAGGGCAAGAAAUGA
Colletotrichum orchidophilum is the source of this 1929-nucleotide messenger RNA. Its product is annotated as SRP72 RNA-binding domain-containing protein. Gene Ontology annotation, cellular component: signal recognition particle, endoplasmic reticulum targeting. The transcript is spliced from 2 exons. Gene Ontology annotation, biological process: SRP-dependent cotranslational protein targeting to membrane. Gene Ontology annotation, molecular function: ribosome binding; 7S RNA binding; protein binding. The record is from RefSeq and is a predicted model, not a curated record. Bases 1 to 1929 code for a protein of 642 amino acids. NCBI's taxonomy places the organism in Eukaryota, Fungi, Ascomycota, Sordariomycetes, Glomerellales, Glomerellaceae.